GAGGAGCUGGAUGAGGGAGAGACCGAGAAGGUGGAGUGCAGGCAACAGACAGUACAAACACAGCGGGGUCCAGGGCUCUGAUUCUUUUCGGCCCGGCGGCUGACUUUAACGGUAGUGUACCUCUGGACGAGGUAAACUGCAGUCUGGAUUACAACAAACCGGGGGGAGAAGAGAGCAGAGUGGAAACGCCCGGGAUGAAAGAGGAAUAAAGAUAUAGCUGAUAGCUAUUACAAAAAAGAAAAAGGGAGCGCGACAUCACAAACGAGCCACAGAGGAGGAAACAGACCCCGGCCAGAAACCCCAUUAGCACGGACACAGAGGAGGAGGUGGAAUUAAAGGGAGAAAGGCUGAUAAGUAACACAAGACAAGAGAGCUAUUAUCACUAGGCAGGUAUGGCAGAUGCAGAGCUGGACUUCCAGACAGGUGAUGCCGGGGCAUCCGCCACCUACCCAAUGCAGUGCUCGGCCCUGCGCAAAAAUGGCUUUGUUGUGCUGAAAGGUCGACCCUGCAAGAUCGUUGAGAUGUCCACCUCCAAGACUGGCAAGCACGGCCACGCUAAGGUGCACUUGGUUGGUAUCGACAUCUUCUCUGGUAAGAAGUAUGAAGAUAUUUGUCCCUCCACCCACAACAUGGACGUCCCCAACAUCAAGAGAAUGGAUUACCAGCUCAUUGGGAUCCAAGAUGGCUACCUGUCCCUGCUCCAGGACAGCGGGGAGGUGAGAGAGGACCUCAAGAUUCCUGAGGGAGACCUGGGAAAAGAGAUAGAGAGCAAGCACGAUGCCGGAGAGGAGAUCCUGAUCACCGUUUUAAAUGCAAUGGAUGAAGAAGCUGCAAUUGGCAUCAAAGCCUUCGGUAAAUAAGCCACUGCAGGUAAAUACAGAGCUACAGCUGCUUCGACACGCAGCUGUCCUCUCACCCUCCCCCAACUACAGCCUGACCCAAGCCUGCCUGAAGAGGAGAGUGUGUGUGUGCGUGCGAUGUAAAAUAAUGUUUGUAUGUGUGUGUGUGUGUGUGUGUGUGUUUGGAUGUUACACCACAAGCCACCAGCAUGUGCCAUGCCAGUGCAAGUGCGUGUGAUGUCAUGUAUAGUUUAUUGUUCAUCAGUGGAGCAAGGGGGAGGCAACUCCAGUCAGCAAGAUCCAAGGCUGCUGCCGAGUCGUGAUGUUUAGAUUUUACCUUCGGUAUUAUAGAAGAAAGAGGACAUGCCACCUUAAAAUCUUACAAUUAAGUGUAUCGACUAUACUGGAAAUAUCCAUGUUUUCCCAUAAUCCUGCAUUGCAUAAUUAUGUUUUACGUGUAUAUAUUUGUUCGAACUGGACAUUAGUGGUCAGCGGAAAUUUAAAGAUUUAUAAUUGAGGAAAUGUAACUAAUUCCAUGAAAAUUUGAGGCUUGUAUGAAAUGACGGUUACUGAGCAGUGUGUACUCCGGAUUUGCCUGCCCCUUAACGGUCUUCUUUCAUGUUAACACUAUUACGAGCAUGUGUAUCAUUUUUACGUAGCACUAUCGAAUAUAAACAAAAGCUUAAAGUUCAUAAUGUAUUUUUGAGCUAUGUUGUAUUUUUUUUUUUUUUCCUGUGGGUUGCACUUCAUUUUACAGCCUGAUAUAGCCAGUUGCUUCCUGUAUUUCCCUCUAAGAAACGGCUUGUAGCGUUGUUGUAACUGUUGGGUCAAACUGUUUUAUGCACUUUCUUUCCUGCACUUUCUCACCUGCAACCUGCAGGCUGUAGAAUAAAGUGUCCACAAAAAAUAUGCUUAAAAGCUGUUGUUUGUGCAAUGUGUCCUCUGUGGAGGACAGUUAAAACACUCACUGUCUCAUUAAAAUAUGUUUCUCUCGUUUUUCUCAAGUAUCUUCCCUCUCUGGUUUCUGACUUUUCUUUCCUCUUUUUCUUCUCAUUCCUCCCCCCUUGUAAUUCUGUUUCAGGGGCAAAACGAGAUGCACUGGACCUGGGGAAAAGGAGGGGAUAUUGCCUCGUCAAUGCUAUUCUCCCUCUUUUUUCUUUCUUUUUGUCUUCGUUUUUCAUACUCUCUCUCCCUCACUCUGUUUUCUGACCUUCCUUUUGGGUUUAAUUAGAGAUGAAUUUUAAUAAAUAAUUGGAAAAAAAUCUAUAUGUACAUUCACACGUAAUGAAACCACAUUUAAGGCCAGGCAUACAGAUGUAAAAAGGCGAGAGGAAGGUCUCUCACUCAUAACUGAGUAGGUCUACAAAUAUUCAGUAGCUACCUACCAUCAGGGGAAAGAAAAGUGGUGAUAAUGUCUGUUUUGUUUUUUUAUAUGUUCCCCUGUUUUAUCAAGGGCUUCAACUCUAGAUCUGCGUUGUUCUGUUGAGGCUUGUUCAGAGUGUGUGCCGUACAGGACUGAAUAGGCGACUAGGUUCUGUCUUUUCUGUGUGGCACUUUUCUUUUGGCAGUUGAUCUGAACAAGCCUGUCCUUUUGCUGUUUAUUUCAUCACCUCAAACUUGUCUGUUAAACAAAGGUUACCAACAUGGCACAGCCAGGUUCAGUUUCUUUUUGUCUCAAGGUGUGAAGCGUCAAAGAGAAACAAAACCCUGCUCCGACAACACAAAUUCUCAUUUGUUUGAAGUCCUACAGCCAAACCUCAAUCUAACUUCAUUCGCUUCUUAAAAAACCCCUUUUGCAGAGAGCUCAGACCGGGCCUUCACACAGAGCUGUUUGGAGAAAUGACUAGAGUAUUAUUUGGCGUGCUGUCAAACUUUGAGCAAUGAUUCAAGAGGCAGACAAGUUGUGGCAGUUUGGUAUCCUUACUUUGUGUUCAUAACAGCAAGUCCAAACUGUGCAGAAUGUCUCCAUGGCCAAAAAAAUAAAGAUGACACAAACUGUUGGA
This is a messenger RNA of Seriola aureovittata, 2842 nucleotides long. RefSeq names its product eukaryotic translation initiation factor 5A-1. The record is from RefSeq and is a predicted model, not a curated record. Gene Ontology annotation, molecular function: translation elongation factor activity; ribosome binding; RNA binding. NCBI's taxonomy places the organism in Eukaryota, Metazoa, Chordata, Actinopteri, Carangiformes, Carangidae. The coding region runs from base 393 to 860 and encodes 155 amino acids. The transcript has 5 exons. Gene Ontology annotation, biological process: positive regulation of translational termination; positive regulation of translational elongation.